AUGCAGGUUGAGAAACCAACGCAGCAAGAUGUCGACCUUGACAUUUAUGGCCGCACGGGAGGGGCAUAUAUUCCACCGGCCCGUUUGCGGCAGAUGCAGGCAAGGAUUACAGACAAAUCUUCUGAAGCCUAUCAACGUAUCGCAUGGGAGGCUCUGAAGAAAUCAAUUCAUGGUCUUAUUAACAAGGUGAAUGUCUCCAAUAUCGCGUCAGUAGUUCGCCAGUUGUUAUCCGAAAAUAUCGUUCGUGGUCGUGGAUUACUGGUUCGCUCUUUGAUUACGUCUCAGUCCGCCUCCCCAACCUUCACCCACGUUUUUGCGGCGCUGAUGGCUGUUGUCAACUCGAAGUUUCCUCAGCAGGUGGGUGAACUGCUGUUAAAGCGUCUGAUCAACGAGUUCCGGAAGGCCUUUCGGCGCAAUCAAAAGGAUCGUUGUCUCUCCACGGCCCGUUUCCUCGCACACCUAGUCAACCAGAAGGUGGCCCACGAGCUAAUUGUGCUUGAGCUGUUGACUCUCCUGUUGGAGCAGACCACUGACGACAGUGUCGAAGUAGCAGUGGCCGUGCUCAAAGAAUGCGGCGCCUUUCUCACUCGCGUUGUACCCAAGGGUGUACUUGGCAUCUUUGAGCACCUGCGAAGGAUCCUCAACGAGGGCCAGUGUGACAAACGAAUCGACUACAUGCUCGAGGUCAUGUUCCAGAUCCGUCGGGACGGUUGGAAGGAUCACCUAACCCUGCUGCCCGAGUUGGAUCUUAUUGACGAGGACGACCAAAUUACGCACACCAUCUCUCUACUUGAUCCC
Messenger RNA from Dibothriocephalus latus, 798 nucleotides. Lineage: Eukaryota; Metazoa; Platyhelminthes; Cestoda; Diphyllobothriidea; Diphyllobothriidae. The record is from the annotation of a GenBank genome assembly.